AUGUCUCAAGUGUUCACGUUAUUUUCUUUACUGUUAGAUUGGCGUUCAAGAGUCGAACUGAUUCAAGAUUUCGAGUUUCCAGAGGCUUCUAUUCGAGUAAAAACCACUAGAGAUGGACGUUUUGUAAUGGCCACAGGCGUUUAUAAACCUCAAAUUCGAGUAUUCGAAUACGCCGAAAUGUCGAUGAAAUUUGAUCGUCAUACAGACUCAGAAAACAUCAAUUUUGUGACAUUAUCAGACGAUUGGACAAAAUCGGUGUUACUACAAAAUGACAGAACGAUUGAAUUCCAUACACAAGGUGGUAUAUAUUAUAAAACAAGAAUACCAAAGUUUGGCAGGGACUUGGCUUAUCAUUAUCCCACAUGCGAUCUUUUAAUUACUGCUGCAUCAUAUGAAGUAUAUCGGCUAAAUUUAAAUCAAGGUCGAUUUUUAAACCCUAUAUCUACUGAUGCCACAUCCGGUGUCAAUGUUUGUGUAAUAAAUCCGGCUCAUCAACUUUUUGGGUUUGGAACGCAAGAUGGCGUCGUAGAAUUUUGGGAUCCUCGAUCACGGUCGCGUGUUGGAUUACUAUCGCCUUCUUUUCCUAUAGACGAAUCUAAUGUCCAAGAAUUUCAAAUUACCGCGAUGUCAUAUAGAAAUGAUGGACUUUCCUUGGCAGUAGGAACUUCAACAGGCCAUAUAUUGCUAUAUGAUUUAAGAAAUUCAUCACCAUGGCUUGUUAAAGAUCAUCAAUAUGGAUAUCCGAUAAAAAAUAUAAACUGGUAUGAUAAUACCACAGGUGACGGAGGUCGAGGAAAAGUUAUUAGCGCUGACAGCAAAAUAAUGAAGAUAUGGGAUCGAGAAAACGGUGCUAAUUUUACCUCAGUGGAGCCUAACACGGAUAUCAACGAUGUGUGUAUUGUACCCGAUUCAGGAUUGAUUUUUAUUGCCAACGAGGGUAUACAAAUUGGUGCAUAUUACAUACCUUCAUUGGGCCCUGCACCAAGAUGGUGUUCGUUUUUGGAUAACUUAACAGAAGAAAUGGAAGAAAAUCCACAACCAAAUAUUUAUGAUGAUUAUAAGUUUGUUACAAGGAAAGAAUUGUCAAGUCUUGGUAUGGAUCAUUUGAUUGGAACCAACGUCAUGAAACCGUAUAUGCAUGGAUUUUUCGUUGAUUUGCGGUUAUACGAACAAGCAAAACUUAUAUCGAAUCCAUUCGCUUAUGCGGAAUAUCGAGAAAGAGUUAUUAAAGAGAAAUUAGAAGCGAAGCGCGAAUCACGUAUACGCGUUACUAAAAAGUUGCCUAAAGUUAACAAGGAGUUAGCAAGUCGAUUACUACAUUCAUCAGAUAAAAAGAAAAAAGGAAGCCAGGGAAUGACAAAUAUUCUCCAAGACGAAAGAUUUACCGAGCUAUUCACCAACCCAGAAUAUGAAGUUGACAAGGAUUCUAUAGCAUACCAAUUGACGCAUCCUAGUGGUUUCACAGAAAAGGCUACAAGAAAAGAGCAUGACGAUGAAGAUGAAGAUGAUGACAAUGAUAAUGGGAGCAAUAAGUCUGAUGAUGGACAAAGCGAUGAAACCACGCGAUCCGAAUUUGAAACUGAUAGUGACGAUGGUACUAUGUUAUUUUCCGAAAAAUAUAGCCGUUCUCAAUAUAAUCACACAAUCAGGCACAUAGCACCCGCUGUAGUCACACUUGUUAUUGUCUAUAGUCCCGUUAAUUUCUUUGAUUAUAGCUAUCUUAUAUCUCAAAUAUACAAGAAAAAAGGAUUAAAAUCUGCAAAAAAGAUGAAAAAGAUUGAUGAAGAUCCUAUUCGUUCCGUCAGACUAACACAAUCAAAUCGCCAAGAAAAGCGUCACCCAAAAAUGGUUGCGAUGAAAACUAGACGCAUAUCGCACGCCGAUGAGCCAUUUAUAAACAGGAAUCAAACUACAAUGGGCAAUAUGGAAAUGUCAUUUAUGAUUAAUAAUAAACCGAGAGAGAAUAAAAAGUCUAUUGACAAAGAUUCCCAUAGGACUCGAUUGCGCAAUAGGAGGCCAGCUAGCAAGAACGUUUUCAGAGGGCUUUGA
This is a messenger RNA of Dentiscutata erythropus, 2049 nucleotides long. The record is from the annotation of a GenBank genome assembly. NCBI's taxonomy places the organism in Eukaryota, Fungi, Glomeromycota, Glomeromycetes, Diversisporales, Gigasporaceae.